Molecule: messenger RNA, 4152 nt
Organism: Syngnathoides biaculeatus (alligator pipefish)
Lineage: Eukaryota; Metazoa; Chordata; Actinopteri; Syngnathiformes; Syngnathidae
Product: solute carrier family 2, facilitated glucose transporter member 1-like
Exons: 10
Coding region: 423-1892 (489 amino acids)
Biological process (GO): monosaccharide transmembrane transport; response to insulin
Cellular component (GO): apical plasma membrane; basolateral plasma membrane
Molecular function (GO): hexose transmembrane transporter activity
Source: RefSeq, a predicted model, not a curated record
CUGUCGAACGAGUCGCUUCCUUUAGGGUUCUGCGACAACAGAACCAAGCGGGAGAACGACUAAAACAAGACUCCGUGAACACACUUAAAUAUAUAUAUAUAUAUUUUUUUUUUUUAUCCAACCAGGAAGCUACGCGACAAAAAAAAAAAACUGAGGCGAAAGAGAGCCGGAACGACAUCGCCGCGUUUUUUACUUUUAAAAUAGCGGGUCAAAAAGUGACAAAAAAAGAAGAGGGACGUGACAUUUUUUGGGGGGAGAAACAAGACCACAAUUAGGCAUGACAGAGGCUUUUUCCCGACUUGACGUUUAGAACAGCGGCGCCGAGGAAGUUUUGCCAUUAUUCCUCACGACUUCAACCGAGGCGAAGAAGACGACAAACAAACAAGACGACAAGGAGAAGCCGUUGCCUUACCGACACCGCCAUGGAUUCUGGAAAGCAAAUAACCUUCCCAUUGAUGCUGUGCGUUGGGACCGCUGUGAUUGGCUCCCUGCAGUUCGGAUACAACACGGGUGUCAUCAAUGCGCCUCAGAAGAUCAUCGAGAACUUUAUCAACGCCACGUGGCUUGCGCGUUACCAGGACCCCAUUUCGGGCAACACCCUCAAAGCUAUCUGGUCCAUCGCCGUGGCCAUCUUCUCCGUUGGCGGCAUCUUCGGCUCCUUUUCGGUCGGUGUCUUUGUCAAUCGCUUUGGAAGGAGAAACGCCAUGUUCUUGGCCAACGUCCUGGCCCUGGUCUCGUCAGCCCUGAUGGGCUUCUCCAAGACGGCGUCCUCCUUCGAGAUGCUCAUCAUCGGACGCUUUGUGGUGGGCUACUACUCGGGGCUCUCCACCGGCUUGGUGCCCAUGUAUGUGGGCGAGGUGUCGCCCACGGCGCUCCGCGGGGCUCUGGGGACUCUCCACCAGCUCGGUAUCGUCGUGGGCAUCCUCAUUGCGCAGGUUUUUGGAUUGGAGGCCAUCAUGGGCAACGCCGAUUUGUGGCCGCUCCUCUUGGGCUUCAUCUUCAUCCCGUCGGUGAUGCAGUGCAUCCUGCUGCCUUUCUGCCCAGAGAGUCCGCGUUUCCUGCUCAUCAACAAAAACGAAGAAAACAAAGCCAAGACCGUCCUGAAGAAGCUGAGGGGCACCAACGACGUGAGCGCCGACAUGCAAGAGAUGAAGGAGGAGAGCCGGCAGAUGAUGCGGGAGAAGAAGGUGACCAUCCUGGAGCUGUUCCGCUCGCCGCUGUACCGCCAGCCUCUCCUGGUGGCCGUAGUGCUGCAGCUUUCCCAGCAGCUGUCGGGCAUCAACGCUGUCUUCUACUACUCCACGAGCAUCUUUGAAAAGGCCGGCGUGGCGCAGCCGGUCUACGCUACCAUCGGAGCCGGUGUCGUCAACACGGCUUUCACUGUGGUAUCGCUGUUUGUGGUCGAGCGCGCGGGCCGCAGGUCUCUCCACCUGCUGGGGCUGCUGGGAAUGGCCGCUUCGGCGCUCCUGAUGACCAUCGCCAUGGCGCUGCUGGACCAAGUCAAGUGGAUGUCCUACCUGAGCAUCGUGGCCAUCUUCGCCUUCGUGGCCUUCUUCGAGAUCGGACCGGGUCCCAUCCCCUGGUUCAUCGUGGCCGAGUUGUUCUCUCAAGGCCCGAGGCCUUCGGCCAUGGCCGUGGCCGGGUUCUCCAACUGGACCGCCAACUUCAUCGUGGGGAUGGGCUUCCAGUAUUUAGCUACGGCGUGCGGCCCCUACGUCUUCGUCAUCUUCAUCGUGAUGCUGCUCUUCUUCUUCGUCUUCACCUACUUCAAGGUCCCCGAGACCAAGGGCCGGACUUUUGACGAGAUCGCGUCGGGCUUCCGCCGGAGCGCCGUCACGGGCGGCGAGAAGCCCGAGGAGCUCAACAGCCUGGGGGCCGACUCGCAGCUCUAGAGCGGCCCGAGCCGCGGGACAAAAUUCUCGAUCGCAGUGAAGGAGGUGCGAGGGAGGGGAGGGGGAGGAGGAGGAGGAGGAGGAGGAGGAGGAGGAGGCCAGGGGUCCCGGCGUAGAAUCCUUUUCACACUGUCAGCACAUUUCGGUUGUUUUCACCGCGUGUGGCCUUUGUUAACGUCUUCUGCUCGCCACCCCCGUACCGACACUCGUACAGACACACACCUCCUAACGUGUCACACAUAAAAAAAAAAAAAAAAAAAAAAAAAAAACGCGUCGGGCAGCGUGCGGCCCGGGAGAUGCGAAAGAGGCGCGUCGGAAGGUUUUUGAUAUUUCAAUGAAGGAACAAGACAGCUUCUUUUUUUUGUGUGUGUGUGUGUGGAAUUAAUUUUUUUACAGAUCUACUUUUUCACUGAGCAAAACAUACUGUAAAAUGCUGGAAUGGAACACUGUAGACUUUCGCACUGUAGCUGCUGCAUGGCUUCCUCCUCUAGGUGGCGCACUUUUCAAUUAAAUUAGCCCCCCCCUACAAACACACACAUCUCCACUGCAAUAGUUACUGAGGAAAAAGUGAUGUAGUUCACGGCUUGUUACUAUAUCUUUGUGCUCUUUUUAACAUGUAUUUAUAUUACUCAGUGACUCUUGAUUGACAAUAUUUUACCCCUUUUUAAAAAAAAAAAAAUGUUUAUUUUUUUUUUAAUGUUUAUAUGUAGUUGAUCAUAUUCAUGCAGAGGAGUUCAGGGCCAGCCUGAAAAAAUAGGAGGAUAAAGUCAUAGAAUUAUGACUAGUAUAUACGGUUUUAUGAAACUAAAACUUCAAGGCUAUGAUUUAUGAAAUUGCAGUUUUAAAGAAAACAAAAAUCUUUAUUCAGGGCCUGAUGAAGCUAUGAUGCUAUCAUCAUAAAAUUCUAAAUUUAUGAGAAUAAAUCAGUCAACAAUGAAAACCUUUGCAUUAUGUUCAUGCUUGGAACUUAAAAGAAUAAAAUUUUCUGGAAACAUUUUUUAUGAGAUUAUGAACUCAUAUUUUUUUAUGUGGAAUUUUUUUUAAUCUAAAUUGUAUGAGCACAGUUUAAUACUUUAACAAUAAACACAAUUGCAAUAUAUGAUAUGCUAUCAUGAUAAAAUUCGAAAUUUAUGAGAAUAAAUGAACUUUUUCAACAAUGAAAACCUCUGCAUUAUAUUCAUGCUUGUAACUUAAAAGAAUAAAAUUCCAAUAUCGUGAUCAAUAUAAAUUUUCUGGAAACAUUUUUUAUGAGAUUAUCAACUCAUAGUUUUUGAUGUGGAAAAAUUUUUAAAAAAUCUAAAUUGUAUGAGCACAAUUUAAAACUUUUAACAAUAAAGACAAUCGCAAUAUAAGACGCAAAAUAUAUACAGAUAUUGUUAUAAAUAUGUGAGUAAUGAAAAAAAUAAGACUAAAGUAGGAAUAUUGCAAAAAUAUUUUACAGAAAUAAAAUUCAUUGAACGUUUAAUUAUAUUAUGUGACUGUAAAGUUAUCAAAGGUAUGCUAGUGUAGAAUUAUGGAUUUGACAGGAAUGGUCAUAUUUCUUUAAAAUAGAACUGUAAUAUUCCUGAAAACAGUCACAGUGUUACUGCAAGUAAAAUGAAUUUUUAAUAAGCACAAAUACUGGAUCACAUUUGUGAGCAUUGGGACAUCCAAUUUAUCAAAUACAUGAUUUUUUUUCUGUAAUUUGCUUUUUUUCCCCCCUGAUACUGCUGCGUACAGUCAGCCAUGAAUUUAAUCGUACAUUUUUUUUUAAGAGGAGUUGAAUCAGAAUUUUAUUAUUAAAAAAAAAUGUGCACAAUUUUAUUCUUAUUCUCAUCUGGAAUGUUUUUUUUUUUAUUCUGUCAGAACCUCCCAUGUGGGGACAGUAACUUUUUAGAGUGCGUGGGAGAGGAAAAGAAUGGACCAAAAAAGUGAAUGUCAGCCCGAUUUCCUUGUUCUCGGAUCAAGCCUCCCCCCCGCCAUCGCGCGUGUCGCCGUUCGCCGCCAUGUUGUUGAGCUCGCUCGGCCUCGCCGUUUUCCUGCUGCUGUGAUCGCUGCUCUCGUCUUUUUUGUUUUGAGGAAACCAUAAAAACGAAGAUUAAAUAUAUAUAUAUAUAUAUACACAUUUUAGCAGCACUUUAUUAUUCAUAUUUUCUCUUGUCUCGGAAGCAACUCAAAUCUUUGUUACAGAGGGGCGGAAGGAUGACGUGAUGUCUCGUGAGAUGGGAUUGUGUCAUAUUUGCUUUUUUUUUUUUUUUUUUUUUUUUUUUUAUAAAUAAAG